Molecule: messenger RNA, 1550 nt
Organism: Onychostoma macrolepis
Lineage: Eukaryota; Metazoa; Chordata; Actinopteri; Cypriniformes; Cyprinidae
Gene: her15.2
Product: hairy and enhancer of split-related 15, tandem duplicate 2
Exons: 2
Coding region: 655-1116 (153 amino acids)
Biological process (GO): regulation of neurogenesis; anterior/posterior pattern specification; regulation of transcription by RNA polymerase II
Cellular component (GO): nucleus
Molecular function (GO): protein dimerization activity; RNA polymerase II cis-regulatory region sequence-specific DNA binding; DNA-binding transcription factor activity, RNA polymerase II-specific
Source: RefSeq, a predicted model, not a curated record
AACUCCUGAAAUAAUAUGAAUAUUUCUUCUUCUUUUUCUUUUUUCUUUUUUAUUAGUUUCACUAAAAAUGAAAUAUUAUGAAUAUUUACACAAAUAUUAAAAUUAUUGAAGCUUUCAAAAAGGGUUUAAACAAAGUAUAGAUUCAUAUUUAGUCUUAAGGUUUUUAGAAAAAAUUUAACUUAAACAUCUUAUUUUUACUUUUGAAUGACCUGGCUUUUUGAAAAACCAUAGCUCGACUAGAAGCUGACAUGGUGGAAGGAGAAUAUUUAAUUCCCAGUACUGGAUUGUGUUGGUCAAGAUAAUGUUUGCAUCGCAUUUAGAUUAAAAAAAAAAAAAAAGAGCACGCAAAUCUGUAGUUUAAUCACAUAUUUACAACAUUAAACACUUAGUUUGGUUAUUGAAAGACUGAUUGACCUAUUGAUUAAUUGGAACUAGAUAAGGUAAAUGCAAGUCCUGUGGGAUUUGUACUGCCAGUGUUUGAUUUGAUUUGUGGAGGACGCCUCACCCACUGGCCUCUGAGUGUGGGAAAGCUAAUCCUGACUGGGACUCAUGGCUUUGUAAUGCUAAUGAGCUCCUAUAAAUAGAGGAGCGCGACCCUCAUCCCCAACACAACUGACUCGCUCUCCUCAGAGAAACUUCUCUCCAUCUGAACGAAUGGCUCCAACCUACAUGACUGACUACUCUAAACUUUCCAACAAGGAAAAGCAUAAAUUGAGAAAACCAGUGGUGGAAAAGAUGCGCAGAGAUCGCAUCAACAACUGCAUCGAGCAGCUCAAAUCCAUGCUGGAGAAGGAAUUCCACCAGCAGGAUCCAAACACCAAGCUGGAGAAAGCCGACAUCCUGGAGAUGACGGUGGUUUUUCUGAAACAGCAGCUACAGCCCAAGACCUCGGCUCCACAGAAAGCCCACUUUGACGGCUAUUCUCAGUGUUGGAGGGAGACCAUGAGCUUCUUAUCUGGAAACACGAAGGUGGACGCUGUACGUCAGCAUCUGAACCGCUGCCAAGAAACCCAGAGAUCAUCUAAAGACCUCACUCACGUGUCUCCAGCUUCCCAUCAGGCCACCAAGUUGAAGCAGGAACCAUGUGCUCACAGACCUCUCUGGAGACCCUGGUAGACGAUGAAAGACUUUCAUUCCCUAAAAAAAAAACUAGAUGGUGGUUUUACCAUCUCUUAUGUUGUAGGAGAUGCUUCCUUUUCUAUGUUAAUUCCUUUUUAAAGAAUGUCUUUUUAUGGCACUUCUACUUAGUUUAUGGGUGAAAAUGGGUUUCACUAUGUGAAAGUCCAAUUUUCUGCAGGUGAUUAUAUUAUAAUCAGAGGUUUAUUGUAACACCUCUAUAGUUUUCCUCAUGGAUGGACAGAAACUUCUCAAUGAAGAGUCAAUGAAUAUAUGUUUAACUCCUGUGGAGUCAAAGACAAAGUAAUUACUUGCAAUGUUUGAUAUGCAAAUGUUAUAGUUUCUUCUUAUGAAGGAUGUGAAUUUUCUAUUUUUUUUCUUCUAAUAUAUAGUGACAUACUGUAUGUUAAUUGUGCAAACAUAGUCACAUACAA